Messenger RNA from Orbicella faveolata, 5378 nucleotides. RefSeq lists its product as uncharacterized. The record is from RefSeq and is a predicted model, not a curated record. NCBI's taxonomy places the organism in Eukaryota, Metazoa, Cnidaria, Anthozoa, Scleractinia, Merulinidae.
ACUGCAGUAAGAAUGCCAUGGCACUUCUCUAAUCUCUGAAAUUGAACAGUCAGAAUAACAACUGUUAGUAGAGGUAUAAAGAUACUGCAAUUUGAUUAGCUGAGCUACUUGUAUUCCCAUCAGCCAUCAGCCAAUCAUAUCACCCAUUAGCUCACAGUAGCUGGUCAGGAGGUACUUUACAAAAUGGAGAUGCUUUCUAAUUCUUAAGAAAGAUUUAAAAAAACAGUAAGUGCUCAAAUUUAGCUGUCUUUGAGUCAUCUGAGAUGACCUAAACGUUUACCAGGCAGAUGAUGAGCUGUAUGAAUUUUGCAAUAAUUAAAACCUUGACUGAAAUUUUUAAGAUGGGAAACAGACAGGAAAAUUAAGAAGAAUUUGAGUGCUGCAUUUCCCCAUGAUAUAACGCUAUAUAAAUAACGUAUAGUCAGGUAGUUAUGUGCAGAAUAUUACAUGAAUUGUGCACUUUCGGCUAAAAGCGUGAAAUUUGGUGUAAGUGUAGGGUUUUUAUGCCCAUCAACAUCUGAUAUGGAGCCAGUGUAAAAAUGUACUCAGUGGGGUGUUAUAGGGGUGUUUCCAACAUGGCCGCCAUUUUGACCGGAAGUAGAAUGUAAAAUUACCGGAAGUUAUCAGAGGAGAAUCAAAACACCCUGGAAAGACAUUUUGUCUUAAUCCAAGAUACAAAAAUGUCUUAUUUAAAUGUUGAGGGAGGAAAAAAGUGAAAAACAUGGGCAAUGCAUCCUAUAUUCCACAAUGACAGCAACACCGAAAGUGAGAAGGCCCUUGAUUAUGAAAUGUUUCGUUUGAGAACAAGCAUAUGAUAAGGUUGAGAGUGAUUGUGCAAUGCGCUCUCUUAUACUUAUAUUCAAUUUUAUAUUUAUACUUAUACAAGAAACAAGAAUACUUAAAAAAAUACAGCCCUAUCUUGCAAUUUAUGACAUCUAUUUAUUUUCCUGUAAACUACUUCAAUUUAAUCUUAAGGUCAGCUUGCAUUGAGGUUUUGUUAUGCACCGAUAUAGGAUAGGAAAAAAAGUGUGUAAAAGACUUGCCGCAAAAUUUAUUUACAACUUACGGUGUCAAAACAGUGGAGCAUUUCUGCUCAAACAAAAUUGGCCGGGAGAGACUGGUUCAGUUACCCACAGUACUCCAUGGCCUUAAAAGUUUUGGCAUGGAUGGCAGCCAAUUAAGUAUUUGUAUGUUUUUUUUCCCAUCAAAUGCAAGCAAACAGAAAACGUUUUGUGUCCCUUACUGAACAGAACCGAGUGAAAUUAUAAUGAACACUCCAAGUAGAGUUUGGCAUCAUUUCAAUGCAAAGAAUGUAGCGAAUCUAGUAAUAGUGGCCAAAAUUUAGAUAAUCAAGAGAUGAAGCAGAUAUAAAAUUAUAUCAUUUCCUCAAAGGCCAUAAAGCAGGAUGACCAAGGCAGCUCGAGCAUCAUUUUUCCUAAACGUUUAGUCAUUCAAGAGCAAGUAUUUAUUGCGAGUUUUACUUCAUUUAAUGACCACUUUCAUCCAUUUCAAUUAAAAUAUUUAGGUCCGAUUGAGUACGUUUGAAUGAAUUUUAUUUCUUAACGUGACAUCUAUAGUCAGAUUCAUUAAGCUGGUCAUGUCAAUGGUAGGACGAAUAAACCGAUUGGCAGGGAAUCAUUUUUCUAGUAUUUUUCAAUUAAAUUCACAGCCAAAUGAUGAACGAAAAGUCAGCAAGUUCAAAGACUGGCUGGAAUCUAAGUGUUGUAUGUCAAGGGAGUAAGGCCGAGACACUUCAGUGCCCUGUAGACUCAAAGAGGUCAGAUGUUGGGGCAGGUUACAAGACCCUUGCAGAAAAUAAUCACCAAUUUAAUCAACUGGGAUGAAUGCCAGUUCAAAUAAACUUAUCUACACUGAAUGAAGGUGACGGAAUAGAAAGUACGUUUUUGCGUUACAAGGCCCGAUAGCAUAAGAGUUACUAUUUGCCAAAAAAGAGCAUGCUCCAACACCACAUGAAUCAGUGAACAGUAAAUAUACCCGAUCUAGUGCCUCAACCUCUUCACAGGUAGACGACUCGGAGAAGAGUUGCUAUUUUUGUGUUCUGCUGGGUGCCUUGAAAAAUCUGCUUCGUAAUGUUUGCACUUUUGAAUUGGAUGCUAGUGUCCGGAAAUGUGCCUUUGUUCUUCAAGAUCAGAAGCUGUUGGCCAAAUUGAGUGCCAGAGAUUUGCUAGCUUUAGAAGCAAGCUAUCAUUCUUUGUGUAUAACUUCGCUGUACAAGAGAGCUGAAACAGUUUGCAUAGACGAGGCCGCUGAUACCAAAUUUCAGCUUGAAGGUACUACACCUGCAGCGUUUAUCACCUAUAUUGAAGAUGCUCGUGAAUCCAGAGAUUCAAUUACUGUAUUCAAAUUGGUUGAUCUAGCUAAUGUGUAUACCACACAGAUGGAGCAGUUGGGUGCAGAUAAAGGCCCGUGUCCAUACUACACGACUAAAAGAGCACCUUUUAUCCCACAUUCCUGAGCUUGAAGCCUACAAACAAGACUGUGACAUUUUCCUUGGUUUCAAGGAAGAUCUUGCACCAGCAGUACGUAGUGUUUAGAGAUGAUUGCAACGAUGACGCAAUUCAUUUCGUCAGAUCAGCAAGAAUUAUCCAGAGAGAUAUGCUAGAGUUGAAAAGCACAUUUAAUGGUCUUUUCGAACCCAACUGCCAGAUCGAGUCUAUACCAACAUCACUGCUAGCUUUAGUUAACUUGAUUCUGUAUGGACCAAGCAUUCAGACCCAAGCUUCUUCUUAUGCAAAAUCCCAAGCAGGACUUAGUAUUUCUGCUGCAAUAUAAUAGCUUCGUAUGUCGGCGGGAUGCAGAUCGUAAACGAGAAUGCCAUAAUAAGGCAAGAGAGACACCACUUCCAAUCUACAUUGGGUUAACGCUUCACGCUAAAACCUGCAGCCGUGACCUUGUAGAGAAGCUACGUGAAUUGGGAUUGUCGAUAUCGUAUGACAGAGUACUCACCAUUUCAACAGACUUGGGAAACUCUAUUUGCCGUCAGUGCCAUCAAGAUGAUGUUGUGUGUCCACUAAGUCUUCGUAAGGGGUUGUUCACGUCAUCCGCCGUCGAUAACAUCAACCAUAACCCAAGCUCGACAACUGCUCAUGACUCGUUUCAUGGCACUGGGGUAUCACUUUUUCAGCAACCCACAGCUCAAGUUCCAGGGGUUUGCAGAAACAGAGUAUCCCUUAACCAGGCCACUUCCACUGGUAAAGUCAGUUUUCUGAAUUACCAGAGUCCUACAACCAAGUUCCCCCAGUUUUACUUCCUAGUAAGAAUCCAUCUGUGUCCGUGGUGCAAAGUGGCAUGUGAGGAAAUGGUGAGAUUGUUGCAAAAGCAAUUGCAGAAGAAUUUGAAUGGCUGGAAGAGGUGAAAGAAACAGUUUCAAAUGCUAGUCAGGGUCUGCCACAGAAAAAAUGCAUUUCAUGGUCAGUCUAUCAGUCAAACCAAGAUGGAAAAGAAGACAAAAACCCUGAGCCUGCGAUAUGAUCUCUGUUGCCCCUCUUUCCUGACCACACGAAAUCAGCUGCAAUGAUAUGCCAUUCCUUGAACAUCAUCAAAACAUGCGUAGACCACCUUAACUACAGUCAGAUUCCAGUAGUAGCUAUUAGGUGGCAUGCCUGUGAACUAGCUAGGUGUAGCUAAGCACAUUGACCACUAUAAACAACAACCAACAACACUUUGAAUUUGGAUCAGCCAUUGUACGCAGUAGCUAAGCAGAUUCAAUGGAAUUUUCCAGAAAGGUAUGGAGAGAGGCGAUUUGUUAUCAUGUUCAGAGGGCUUCACAUUGAAAUGGCCUUCCAGAAAGCUAUUGGAGGGUGGUUGGAGGGAAGCGGAUGGGAGGCUGCUCUAACUGAAGCCAACGUUGCAUCAGCAGGUCCUGCAGACUCUUUCCUCAAGGCCACAAGCGUCACCCAUACACGUUGUGCUCAUCAGGUAACAGCAAGUAGUCUCUAUGUGCUUCUAACCAAGUCAUACACAAGCUAUAAAGAGAGUUUAGAGCCAGAAGCUGAUGUUGUGUCAUUCAGUGAUUGGUGUCUGAAGAAGGUAGCUUCUUUCCCACAGUUCCACGUUUGGUACCUCACACUUCAACUGGAACUGCUGCUACUGGCGUUUGUAAGGUCAUUCCAGGAGGCCAAUUUUGAGCUCUACAUUGAGGCACUUUCGAAGAUGGUUCCAUGGUUCUUUUCGCUGGACCAUACAAAUUAUGCUAGAUGGUUACCAAUUCACCUACGAUAUAUGUACUGUCUGAAUGAUGUAGCACCAGAUGUUGCUGUUCAAUUCCAGCAGGGAAAGUUUGCUGUGAGCAAGACAUCAAACCCUUUCUCAGCUAUCCCAAUUGACCAAGCUCAUGAACAAAACAAUGCUCUUGUGAAAGGAGAGGGUGGAGCUGUGGGGUUGACAGUUGAGGCCAGCAUGGUAACAGAAUGCACAGAGACUGGGCAGAGUGCAAAACACCAUGAAGAUACCAGAAGUUUACAAUCGCUGUUUUAUAGAGAUGUUGUAUCGCUUACCACAACAAUUGAAGAAAUGGGCAACCCCUUCAUGGAGGAAACCGACAAUCUCUUUGCCUUAGAUACCAAACAGAUAAUGAGUUUGGAUGCAUUGGUAAGACUGCGCAAGGGAGAAGAGGUUGGAAUGGCACAGUAUGAGUCUUUCAUAGCUGAACGCUUGAUGCAGGAAAGCAAGUCACUGUGUACCCCAAUAAAGAGGAACAAUCUUCGUGUGUUUAAUGACCCUGCAUCAAACGUGGCAUCUAAGACCAAGCAGCAAUUGUCAUCUGUAAGGAAUGAUUGCUUGCUCUUUUCAAGGUUAUACAUCUCUUGCCAGAUGAGGGAAGGAAUCUGGAUGAGUUUUUCCAGCAUGAAAACCAAAGUUGUCCACCAGCGCUGUCACAGGAUGGUAAGUUGCGCCUACUUCAGGAAAAGUCGGAACUAGCAGUAUGUCUCCUGUCCUUCACAACUCCACAAUUGAACGUGCCCAAAGAAAUCGAUGCCAUCAUCAUCAAUGGAUCAGUAAUAGUAAAUAUGAUCAAGCCUACAACAGAAAAGACACUUGCAGAAUAUUCAAGACAGUCCUUUCUGCCCUACAUUCAAUCUCAGCUCUCUCAUGCAAAGUGCCUUGAUGUCAUAUAGGAUGAAUAUAUUACAAACAGUUUAAAGGCCACUACUAGAAGUAAACGAGGGCAGGGAGCCAGGAGGCAUGUACAGCCGUCCAGUCAAAUACCACGCAACUGGCAGCAGUUCCUACAGAGUGAAGAAAACAAGCAAGAACUUUUCCAAUUUCUCGCUCAAUGUUUAGUAUCCUUAUAUGAAGAAAAGUUUUUAAAUUUUAAAUUGUUAAUUAUUUACGUAAUAGAUAUUUUAAAAUUUUAA